GCGUGUGGCGCGCCAUGCUCGCCUGCUGGAGGUUCUGGACGCCCGGCUCGCGCGCCGUGGCCAGCGCGCCGGUCGACGACGACGCGCAGCUGAACGGCGAGGAGCGCCUCUGCGCCCCCCUGGCGGACCUGCCGUGGACCGACGACGCAGAGCUGUCGCCGCCGUCGCUGGUCGGCUCGCUGCUGCCAUGCGUCAUCUGCAACCGCACCUUCCUGCCGGAGGCGCUGGCGCGUCACCAGCACAUCUGCCAGAAGACGGCCAACAAGAAGCGCAACGUCUUCAGCUCGUCCAAACAGCGGCUGCAGGGCACGGGCAUCGACCCGGACGAUGUGCACCGGUCACCGUCGCCGCCGCUGCGCCGCCGCUCGGCCUCGCGCUCCUCGUGGCGAGACAAGCACACGCAGCUGCUGAACACGGUCCGCUCGGCGAGGGGCGCCGCGUCCGCCGCGCCCACCGUCACUGUGCCCGCCGACUACGAACAGUGCCCCUUCUGCGCCAGGCACUUCGGCCCGAAGGCGGCCGACCGCCACAUCAGCUGGUGUAAGGAGCAGAAGUCGCGCAUCACGACCAGCGCCUCCACGGCCGUCGCCAAGGGCCGGCUGGACGCCCGCGUCAAGUACCAGGCGCCGCUGCCGCUCCGGCCGCGGCCCAAGCGCGUCUCUGGCGAGAGGCUCAGCCGCGAGUCGUCGCCGGCCGUCUCGGUAGCCAGCUCGGCGGCUCCUGCUCCGGCUCCGGCCCCGGCUCCGGCUUCGGCCGUCCGCUCGCCCAGCCGGCCCACACGAGACUACGCCAAGGAGUACCGAGAGCGGGCCUCGCAGGAGCGCGAGCAGCGGAUACAGGAGCGCAAGCGGAGUCCGGCCACAGCCGCCGUCGGCUCCGGAUACGGACAGAAGCCGCUGGCGAGCCGCUUCAGUCGGGAAGGCUCGGAGCCGCGCACCAUCACCACCAGUCCGCCCAAGGAGUCGUUCCGGCGCACCCAAUCAUUCCGGACCCGCCCGGGCGCCGCCCGCGGCAGCCUCAAACACCAGAGGACGGCCGGCUCGCUGGGGAAGUCGUCGGCGCAGCAGCAUCAGCAGCAUCAGCAGCAGCAGCUCCAGCAGCAGCAGCAGCAGCAGCAGCAGCAGCAGCAGCGUGACGAGCCUGACGGUGGCGAGGACGUACAGCCCGACCCCCGUGGUGGCUACCACCGCUCGGUCAGCAGCCCGGCCGAGAGAGCCGCCAGCCCGCCGCGGCCGGGCGCCAGCUUCUCUGCGGCCGACCCGGACGCCGGCGAGCGGCCGCCGCCGUCGCCCUCGCCACCCCUGCCGCCCCCGCCGCCCUCCGACGAGGCCUACAUCACGCGCUCCCAGCUGGACGAGUACCAGCGACUGAACGAUGCCGUCAAGCACCGCGGCGGCCUGAGCGCGGCCGGCGAGAGCCCCGAGCCGCCGGCCGACGGCGCCGACCCAGCGCCCGUCUGGAGCGAGCCGCCCUGGCGCCCGAUCGCCGACAGCCACCGCAGCUCCAACCGGUCCAGCGUGGAGCGCAACGGCGACAGCGCGGAGCUGCAGUUGGGCGGCCCGCCGCUGGAGGGCGGCGACCGCGACUGCAGCCCGUCCGACAGCCUGUACGAGGCCGAGAUGCCCGACUUCGACCUGAUCAUGGCGCAGGCGCGGCGCGCCUCCGAACGCAAGAGCAGUGUCCUCUCGCCGCGCAAGGCGCGCAUGCGCGGCCUCGACAUGCACCAGAUGAUGGGCGUCGAGGUGGCCGACCUGAACCUCAAGAACGGCGGCGGCUCGGCCACGCCGCGCUUCUGCCACGAGUGUGGCAGCCAGUACCCGGUGCAGGCGGCCCGGUUCUGCUGCCAGUGCGGCGCCCAGCGGCUCUGCAUCUGAGUGGCGCGCGCUGGAACGCCGGUGGGCGCGGGGGGCGGUCCGCGGCCGCCGGCGCGUUACGUGCACGGAACAUUCGCCGCCACGGCGUGUCUGUAGCUACCAGUGCCUUGGCUUCGCGGCGCGCAACCAGUCUGUGAAGAAGUGAACCAUGGCCGUCCAGCAGAGAUCUUCAUAUUUACACCAGAUGCCAAUGUCUGCGAGUGGUGUGCGUCGGGGUGCGUGGACGCGGCGCGGCGGCAGCGACCGGACCGGCCGGCCGGCGUCGCCGCCGCGACGCUCACAACUAACUAGUCUGCGCGGGUGCGUGGCAGCGCGGCGACGGGGGCACUGGCCGCCGGUGUACUAACCGCGUCGCGCGGACGGACGCGUCCGGCGCGGCCCGCCGCCGGAGGGGGCUAGUCAGGCGGGCCGCUCGCGGCUGGUAGGUGUAGGGAGGUGCCGCACUCAGCGGCACGCGGGACCAUGCGGCGCCGGCAGCCGGCCGGCAGUAACCCACUGGUGCGCAGUGAACUAGUGUUGUAUUCUGUUCUUUCAUUACUUAGUAACGCACUAAAUAUUCCAUUCGUGAUCUACUUUGCCCAAUACACAAAUAAUAACUGGAA
Pollicipes pollicipes is the source of this 2476-nucleotide messenger RNA. RefSeq names its product zinc finger C2HC domain-containing protein 1A. The record is from RefSeq and is a predicted model, not a curated record. Lineage: Eukaryota; Metazoa; Arthropoda; Thecostraca; Pollicipedomorpha; Pollicipedidae. The transcript has 12 exons. Bases 15 to 1874 code for a protein of 619 amino acids.